AUGUUCUUCAAGCCGUUAGAUCUCACCACUGCACUUCGACCCUCUCUGUUACCGGAUGAGACCCUUCUUUUCGUUCAGGAUGCGGUGGGGUUGUAUGAAGGAAAAUACAAGAUCCCCGAGUACCAAAAUGGCCAUGCGUACCUCACGUCCCAUCGGAUCUGUUAUGUUGCGUUGGAGGAGCCACGAAAGCACGCGGUUGGCAUCGACUUGAAAGAUGUCGACCGGGUGGAGAGCCAGCAGGCUGGGUUUCUCAAGUCAUCUCCGAAGAUUACUAUCUAUGCGAAACCACCCAAGAAUCGAAUUGACAGGUCGAGAAGCGCCACCUCGAGUCCCUCGCGCUCACAACUGACGAACGGCCCCUCCCAGCCUCCGGGUCCCCAGCCGCUUGCUCCCAAGCCCGUGAAUGCGACCUGGAUCUGCCCGAUCUGCUCGUUUUCCAAUCCGGUUCCUUCGAAUUUCGAUCCUACAACGGCUACAGCGGCGGCGAAUUUGCCCCCUUGUUUAGCCUGCGGGAUCAAGCCUCCCUUCACAACUGUCUUGAAGGCCGCGAUCAGUGCCACGGCCAACCGAGAGGCCUCGUCGACGAACCCGGGUAUAGCAAAGCCAAACGGGGAUUCUUCGAUCGUGGGGAAUGGCCAACAGGGGCUGUCGCCUUUCUCGAGCAACGCUCAGAUUGCAUGUCCUCGCUGCACGUUUGUAAACCACCCUUCUCUCCAUGAAUGUGAGAUAUGCGGGGCUCCAUUGGCCCCUGGGAAUUCUGCGAGUGCGCGUGACGGUUCCAAGAGCCGGUCCGAAUCUCCCGCGCCGUUUUUCGACCAAAGCAGUAUCAAGAACACUGAGAUCAAAGAUUGCAUCAAACUUUCUUUUCGCGAAGGCGGGGACAAAACAUUUCAUGAAAGGCUAAAGGGUGCUCUGAUUCAGAGGAAAUGGCUGUUGCACAAUGCACCACCUGUCCCUCCACCAUCACAACCUAGCUUAUCUCAGGGACUGUCUGACGCCACGCCUGUGUUGAAUGAAUCGGUACCUACACGAUCCACUGGAGUCGGCAUUGCUGGCCUUGAGCGGCGUGGCCUCGAGGCGCGGCGGAACAAUGAAGUUGUCAUUGGAAACGCGUUUGAGGACUUGGAGGCCCUGAUGGCAUCAGCAAAACAGAUCGUUUCCCUCGCCGAAACCCUGGCCCGAGAAUCUGGGAUGACGACGCCAGAGAACUCCACGGAGACGGGUGCGGUACUUUCGGAAUCCGCCGCCGCCUUGGGCAUGACUACCACCAAGGACAUGCUCAGCUCUGGCGCGGAGUCUCUCUAUCUCUCUGAAUUAUCUCGAGACUUGGCCGAGUACCUGACCGACGACCGCAAGGGGGUUCUGCACAGAGAAGGCGGUAUCAUGAGCCUUAUUGAUCUGUGGGCAGUCUUCAACCGAUCACGCAAUGGGGUAGAACUUGUGAGUCCCUCAGACUUUCAGAAGGCCGCAGAACUGUGGGAGAAAUUAAAAUUACCUGUCCGUCUCCGCAAAUUCAAGAGUGGGUUGUUAGUUGUUCAGCGAUUUGAUUGGGGCGACGAGAAGACUCUUCGACAGAUCCAGGACUGGAUGGAAGAACUACGUCGCACCCCUCCCAUCGAGGCUGUUCCGUGGGACUGGCGCUUGUUCGGUCGGGCGGUGACGGCCCAAGAAGCUGCACAGCGAUUCAAAUGGAGCGUCGGGGUAGCUGCUGAGGAGCUCGAAAUGGCCGAGGAUCGCGGUAUCCUCUGCCGAGAAGAGGGCAUCGAAGGGCAAAGAUUCUGGAGCAAUCAUAUCUCCACCCGAGACACACGGAACGGCAUCCUUGACAGCCUCGCAGUAUCAAAUCUUGCUAUCUAG
Molecule: messenger RNA, 1857 nt
Organism: Penicilliopsis zonata CBS 506.65
Lineage: Eukaryota; Fungi; Ascomycota; Eurotiomycetes; Eurotiales; Aspergillaceae
Exons: 3
Coding region: 1-1857 (618 amino acids)
Biological process (GO): protein transport to vacuole involved in ubiquitin-dependent protein catabolic process via the multivesicular body sorting pathway
Cellular component (GO): late endosome membrane; ESCRT II complex
Molecular function (GO): phosphatidylinositol-3-phosphate binding; ubiquitin binding
Source: RefSeq, a predicted model, not a curated record